Molecule: messenger RNA, 2713 nt
Organism: Pomacea canaliculata
Lineage: Eukaryota; Metazoa; Mollusca; Gastropoda; Architaenioglossa; Ampullariidae
Exons: 10
Coding region: 257-1804 (515 amino acids)
Source: RefSeq, a predicted model, not a curated record
CACUUGAUCUGUCUUGAGGGAGUUAUCCUAUUGACUUUGGCAGUCCCUGUAUGAAACAACUGAAAUCUGCAAAGAAAAUAGAACUACGUACUGAAAAAUUUAUUUCAGGAUUGAUGGAUUGAUUAGAUGUUAGUUUUCAGCUGUCUUGGUCAGAGAGAUCUUUUAGGUACAACAGUUUUUAAUUUCUUGUCAUUCACAUUUUCUUUUUGCAUUUUUAAAAAGGACAUUCCUGUCAGCAACCCAGUUCAAGUUAACCAUGACGACAUUCACAUUUAGUGUACUUGUCAUCACAAUACUGAUUCAGGGCAUAUUUGGUCAGGAAGUCAGCCCAGAGCCAGUUAUUAAAUUUAAAAUAAAAGAAAAUUUUGAAUCUGCUGUACCCACUUUUCCAACGCCCGGUUCAGGUUCAUCAAGCUCCGGGGUUUUUCAGAUGAAUGGAAUCAUACCUUCACUUGCUGUGACAGCAGAAAGUGGUGGUGCACGAUCUGAGUGUGGUAUUGGUGCAUUGAUGCCUUGGAAUGAGAAUCUUUACAUGGUGUCUUACCUGUCUGUACCCAAUGCUGGCAAUGGGACAGGAUUGUACAAGAUUGACCCCAACUUCCAGAUGACCAAACUAGCAAACCACACCUCAACAUACGCCAAUCGACUCCUGCACAAGCAAACAAGCAGGAUUGUAAUUGGUGCUUGGGUCAUUGAUGCUGAAGGGAACCUGUUUGAAUUUCCUGACCUUCUGCAUGUGAGAGUUGCUGCCACAGCUGAACAUCUCACCAACCCUGAAAGACUGGUGUACAUGCUGGGAAUGGAUGGCCCCUUGUGGGAGUGUGAUAUCCUAUCGCUUACCUGCACAGAGCUGUUUAAUCUGGUCACUACCUUGAAGAUUCCAGCGAAUAUGGGAGAACAACCUCAUUUUAAAGCAGCUCACACAUCAAAUGGUCGCUUGCUUGUGACCAGCAAUACUUUUGAAGAAGCUGACUUCCUCGGAACCCAGCAUGGAGGACGAUUGGCUGAAUGGGAAGGACCAGGAAAAAACUGGACUAUUCUUGCCGACACUGCAUUUGUUGAGGUGACUGGUCGCCACAAUUUUGGAUCAGUCAUCUAUGCAUUAGGCUGGGAUGCCCUUUCAGUCAUUAUGAAGGUUUUUGACCCUAAAAAUGGCUUUUGGCAGACCUAUCGUCUGCCUAAAGGAAGCCACGCUUUUGACCAUCUGUGGCAGACAGAGUGGCCUCGCAUCCGAGAAGUGGAGACUGAGAGAUAUCUGAUGGACAUGCACGGACUGUUCUAUGAGCUUUCUCCCUUAGGCUGGGGAGGCAGUACCUGGGGAUUGCGUCCCAUCUGCCAGCACAUUCGUGUGAUCCCAGACUACACCUCCUAUAGGGGCUUUCUUGUUUUGGGUGGAAACCAAGUUUCUUCCAUCUUUGACAACAAUGUGGUGACUGGCCAAUCUCAGUCAGGCCUUUGGUUUGGCAAGACUGAUGACCUGUGGAGCUUUGGCAAGCCACAAGGCUGGGGUGGUGUUUGGCGCAGAACAAAUGUAGAGGCAAAUGUAGCUUCUGAUCCAUAUCUGAUGACUGGCUUUGACCAGAAAGUCCUGCAUGUUUAUGCUAAUGAGCCUUUGACUGAGACAACAAAAAUUACUGUCCAGGUGGAUGUGACUGGCUCAGCAGGACAUCUGAUGCAUGAGCCAUGGCUGAAUUACACUCAGAUUAUUUUUCUAAACUAUAUGUUAACUACUACAAUUUGGUAUUUCCAAGCGGCUUUAGUGCUCACUGGAUUAGGCUUGUCUCUGAUAGAGAUGCCUAUUUGACAGCUUAUUUUCACUACACGUGAGAAUCCCAUGCGACAAGGAGACCACUGAAAGAACAAAUACUGGGAAAACAUUAGAGCUAUGGUUCCACUUCUACUCAUGAGCCUUCCAUUUCAUUAUAAUCGUUGCUUAAACUGUGUCAUAACUUUUGAUCCAGCAAUGCUUCUUGUGAAACUCACUUUAGUUGUAAGCUGUGAUUUUAAUUCUUUGUUUACUGUCUGACACUUGCUGUGAAAUUUGAUUGCUGAGUACUGGGCCUCUAGUAAACUUUUCUGAUGUGCAUUGCUACCAGUUAACAUAUCAUCUAUAAUACUUGAUUAAGGGAACAUUAAUGGUAAAGAUCAUCAGCAAAUCAGAUUUUUUGGAUUUUUGUAUUUUCAUGCUAGAGGGAAAAAAUGCUUUUAAUUCAUGAUUCAGUUUUUUUUUAAACAGUUCAUCAUAGAAACACCUACUAAUGCAAGUACAGUUUUCAGAGAGCUUUAACAGCAUGAAAUGCUGUAGCUUUUUUUCACAAACCAAUUCUAUGAGUAUCAGAUGUAAUGACACUGUUUUGACUUGCAACAUCAUGUAGAAAAAAAUUCUUCGGUUUUACAUUGUGUCUUUUAAAUUUACUUUUCUUGAAAUGUACACACUGCAACUGUUUUGGUAUUGAAAACAAACCAAACAAUACUCUAAUGCAUACUGCACAAUCCUCUAAAUAUACAAUUUAUAUCAUUAAUGCAAAAAAGCACAAACCAACUGUCUUUCUGUGUUUUACCUUGCUGAGUGUUAGUCCCUCUGUCCUCACUCCCUCUCAUUUUUUGACACGACCUCAAACUGCCUAUGACAGGGCAGCUGUAUAAUACAGAUAUAAAUAAUUUUGAAUUUAUUGUAUUCUACAAUUAUACAUUAAACUGUAUUUAUACAAAU